CGGCAAUGGCUGUUCCUCGCGAAGCACUGGCCAAGGAGUUGUCGUGCCCCGUGUGCCUGGAGCUGUUCACCCCUCCCAUUCUGGAGCUGCCCUGUGGCCACAACUACUGCAAGCAGUGCAUUGAGGCCACGCUCUUCUCUCAGAACUGUACCCACGUGAAUGGUCACUUCUACUGCCCCAUGUGCAGAAAACUCACCUACCUGCGAGGAAGGGGCAUCGCCAUCCUAAAGCGAAACAUCUUUGCGGAGAACGUGCUGGAGAAGUUCAAGCAGGAGUUGGAGAUGAUUUGCAACAAGGAGCACAGCCAGCAGAUGUGUGAGAAGCAUGACGAGGAACUUGUCAACCUGAUGUGUCUGCAAGAUGACAUGCCCAUCUGCAGCAUGUGCAAACUGUUCGGAGACCACCAGUGUCAUGAUGUCGCCAAGCUUGCAGACAUUUACCAGGAGAGGAAGAUGUGUUUCACUGAUACCAUGAAGUCUCUGAACACCAGGAAUCAGAGUGUUUCGGGAACCAUCCAGUCUGUUCUGCCCCAGCAGGAAAUUGAGAAGCAGAUAAACGAUACGGUGACUUCCUGCAAGGACGCCAAGACCAUGAUAGACGUGGUGGGGGCCACUCUGAUGCGACACCUGAGGUCCAAGAUCAACGCCCUCAAGGUGGAGGUGGACGGUGAGAGGGUCCAGAAGAUCGAGAAGUUGCAGGAGAUACUGGCCACUCUCCACCGGCCCUCCCAGCUCUACCUGCAGAUGAAACGACUGCUGGACUCCCACCUGAACACCGCCCACUUCCUGAAGGAGGAGAAGCCGCUGCGGGCGGAGGCGGGGAGGAUCGCCCAGGAGCCCCCUCUCCAGACCCCGGAGGAAGGCUGCAUCUCCGUGGCCCACUACUUCAAGGAGCUGGUCAAGGGCAUCGACAUGAAAGACUUCAGCUUCUCGGGAAUGAACCGCAUCCAGCUGAACAGCGGGGAGGAGAUCGGGACCUGGGUGUCUGCCUGCUCCACCCUCAGCGCCUCUCCGGCCGAUGAGCUGGACCAAGUCAUUCACCAAAUCAUGUACAACCUGGGCUUCAAGAGCAGCUGGACCGACGAGUACGAGGAGUACGAAUCCUUCCUCGCAACCACAAGCGCAUCGCACUGCAUCAACGGGCCUCAGGAGAUGGACGGGAUGCCGAUGGAGAGGACCGACUUGUAA
Messenger RNA from Amblyraja radiata (thorny skate), 1187 nucleotides. RefSeq names its product tripartite motif-containing protein 54. The coding region runs from base 6 to 1187 and encodes 393 amino acids. The transcript is spliced from 4 exons. Lineage: Eukaryota; Metazoa; Chordata; Chondrichthyes; Rajiformes; Rajidae. Gene Ontology annotation, molecular function: zinc ion binding; ubiquitin protein ligase activity. The record is from RefSeq and is a predicted model, not a curated record.